Molecule: messenger RNA, 228 nt
Organism: Penicillium psychrosexuale
Lineage: Eukaryota; Fungi; Ascomycota; Eurotiomycetes; Eurotiales; Aspergillaceae
Exons: 2
Coding region: 1-228 (75 amino acids)
Source: RefSeq, a predicted model, not a curated record
AUGGCCCUAUGGCCUCCGGGUCCUAUGUCUCUAUGUCUGGACUAUUCAGGCAGGGAGCUCCUUCUCUCGGAUGCCAUGUGGUAUACAAAGUAUGUUGAGAAACCCGCUGGUUACGACGCUUUCACCGAGAUUCCAAACUUAGGAGGUGUUGCGACGCUCAACACUACUGACAAUGUCGUGGACCUGUUUGGACAGAAUAUCCCAUCUCACGAGCAACGUGCCUUCUAA